Hydractinia symbiolongicarpus is the source of this 1252-nucleotide messenger RNA. Its product is annotated as ras-related protein Rab-10-like. Bases 131 to 748 code for a protein of 205 amino acids. The transcript has 6 exons. Gene Ontology annotation, molecular function: GTPase activity; GTP binding. The record is from RefSeq and is a predicted model, not a curated record. NCBI's taxonomy places the organism in Eukaryota, Metazoa, Cnidaria, Hydrozoa, Anthoathecata, Hydractiniidae.
GCAAUGUGUGUAGUACGUUCAAACACGGAGGGCUGAUACUUUUUAAAAAUGGAAAUAAUGAUGGCGGCCUAUAUUGUGUAAAAGACAGAAGUAUUUAAGAAAGCAAUUUAUUAAGUCCGUAUCUUCAAAUAUGGCCAAAAAAGCAUAUGACUACUUAUUCAAACUACUUUUAAUCGGCGACAGUGGUGUUGGAAAAACGUGUCUUCUCUUUAGGUUCUCAGAUGAUGCCUUUAACACAACUUUUAUAUCAACAAUAGGAAUUGAUUUCAAAAUAAAAACUGUUGAAGUAGAUGGCAAAAAAAUAAAAUUACAGAUAUGGGACACAGCUGGUCAAGAACGCUUUCAUACAAUUACAACGUCGUAUUACCGUGGUGCAAUGGGAAUAAUGUUAGUUUAUGAUAUAACACAAGAAAAGACGUUUGACAACAUCGCUAAAUGGCUCCGUAACAUCGAUGAGCAUGCAAGUGAAGGAGUGGAGCGAAUGAUCCUCGGAAACAAAUGUGAUAUGGAAGACAAAAGAAUGGUAAAUAAGGAGAAAGGAGAAGGGAUUGCUCGUGAACAUGGAAUAAGGUUUUAUGAAACCAGCGCAAAGGACAAUAUAUGUGUUGAGGAAGCAUUUAUGCAAUUAACGCAGGACAUCUUACGUAAGCACCAAGCCGGUGCUGCUCAAAGUGAAGCCUCCUCUGGGGUAGUAAUAGACAAGGACAAUCAAAACAAAGGGAAAACCGCAAGUUGUUGUAACCAGUAGUAAUUGAAUCAAAUUAACCAAUCACAAUUUGCACGUGCUAACACACCGUUAUAUCAUCACAUCACCAAAGUCUGAAUUGAAUAAAGCUAUGUGUUAAAAGUCAUGAAUAUUUGUUGCUUAAUACAUAUCUAACAUAUAUAUAAUGGUCAAUAAUUUUAUACAAUGGUAUUGGAAAUGUUACUUAUUUUUGAUGAGCUAGCCUAGUCUGUCGGGUAGACAGAUAGUCACCUUAAUUCCCCAGUUCUGUCGAGUUGAAUUGUAAAGAAAAUUCUGGAGAAGUCAAAUUAAACCGAAAUAAAACGCCUCCUAAUCUUAUCUUCUCUUUGUGUAACAAUGUUGAUGUUUUUCAUGAGGUGUAAUAACCACUCCAUUGUUACAAUGUAUUGCCUUGCAGAGAUUUUCGAUGUGAACAUUUGUUCUUAUAUAUAAAUUUGCAUUGUUUAUCAUUCAUUUACUAUAAAUGACUGUAUUUCUUUCAUAUCAGAAUAUUUUGAUUAGUUCCAA